AUGACAGUUAUCGAUACGUCUUUUGUAUCAAAUGAUACAAACAUGUACGUUCGGCCUAAGCCUAUCGUUCAUGAUCAAAAAGUGACAAUUCAUCAUUGGCAAUUGAGAGAUCUACUACUGACAGAUGACGAGCAUCAUAAGAACCAGCUAAUCAUUCCAACCGGGCAAGAUAUUUAUAGAUACAACUAUAAAACUGGACAAAAAAGCUAUCUAUUAAAGGACAUUGGGUAUCCUCCAACUUGCAUGGCAUCAGGUUAUGGCUAUUGGGCGGCGGGCGGACAACGAGGAGAUUUGACACUGAAGGACACAAACAGUGAUUAUCAAGUGAGCAUCACCACCUCGCCUGGCUGCACAAUCAAUAAUGGAUUAUGUUUCUCUCAUUUGAACGGAGAGACCAGAUUACUUGUAUCCAACAAUGAUGCAUCCAUUCGAGUCUUUUCAGUACCAGAUCUCGAAUUAAUCGACACUCUUGAAUUCAGAACUGCCGUCAAUUAUACCUCUGUCAGUCCAGAUGGUAGAAAAAUGAUCACAGUGGGUGAUGAUAACCGAGUUCAGCUGUUCAAUGUGACGAAUUCUGGACAUUACGAGCUGGCUACUACCAUGGCCGUUUCUCGAGAUGCCAACUUCUCUGUUGCUUGGAACCAUACAUCCGAGAAGUUUGCUGUAUCAAGUCAGGAUGGUUCUGUCCAUGUUUGGGAUAUCAGAAGUCGUAAUCCGUUAGCAAGGUUUGCAGGCUUACACCCUUCCAUCACAAAAGGCGCUGCAAGAUGUGUCAAAUUCACACAAACUGGUGCUGUUGAUUUGUUGGCAUUCACAGAGCAUGUCUCUCAUAUUCAUAUUGUUGACGCUCGUACUUUUGACAGUCAGCAAACGUUACGGGUUGGCUCUGCAGGCCAUGACACACCCAUUACCGGGUUAACAUUUUCAAAUGACAGCCAAAAGAUGUUUGUUGGCCUCGAAAAUGCUAUAUUAGAUUUUAAUAUAGACACCGGAUCUCGUAGAAGAUUUGCACGAGGAGCUCUUCUCUAA
Molecule: messenger RNA, 1029 nt
Organism: Mucor velutinosus
Lineage: Eukaryota; Fungi; Mucoromycota; Mucoromycetes; Mucorales; Mucoraceae
Product: 60S ribosomal protein L25
Exons: 7
Coding region: 1-1029 (342 amino acids)
Molecular function (GO): protein binding
Source: RefSeq, a predicted model, not a curated record